CUGAGCCAUCUUGUGUUUAGCAGAACAAAAACGGAGGAAGGAGCCGGAGGAUGGGGCGCAGAUGUUAGGACGAGUCUCCAGACUGGGAACCACAAAGGCUCGGUGCAGCGGGACAGUAUGCUCGGCAGUGUAGCACCGCGGACAAACGGCAGCCACACCCCGGAGAACCGCUAAUGUUACCGUUAGCUCGAAGGCUAUUGAAGCUAAGCUAGCCAAUUAGCUCAGGCUAGUAACCCAGGGACGUUAGAGAGAGGCGGCUUAAAGUUUCUCUCUGACCCCGCUGAACCAGCCGCUGAGAUUCGUAAAUAAUUUCACCACAACCAGGAGGGACCUCGGAGGAGAUGGGCCGGACGCGGUGUUGAUUAUCUGCCGAGAGGAACCCCGGGCUAUGAGGAUUGGGGCUAGCUGCUAGCUCGGCUGCUAACAGUUGUUUUUCGUUCCUGAGCGGAACCACAAUAAGCCGCGGCCCUGGCCAUGCCCUCGAAUGCACGGGCGGGCAAUCUGAAGGACCCCGAGGUGGCAGAUCUUUUUUGCAAAGAUGAUCCGGAGAAGCUUUUCGCUGACCUCCGAGAGAUCGGCCACGGCAGCUUCGGAGCGGUGUACUUUGCCCGAGAUGUGCGAAACAAUGAGGUGGUGGCCAUCAAGAAAAUGUCCUACAGCGGCAAGCAGACCAACGAGAAAUGGCAGGACAUCAUCAAAGAGGUGAAGUUCCUGCAGAAGCUUCGUCAUCCAAACACCAUCGAGUAUCGAGGCUGUUACCUGAAGGAACACACGGCAUGGCUGGUGAUGGAGUACUGCCUCGGCUCGGCCUCAGACCUCCUCGAAGUUCACAAAAAGCCGCUCCAGGAAGUAGAAAUCGCUGCUAUUACCCACGGUGCACUGCAGGGAUUAGCAUAUCUACACUCUCACAAUAUGAUUCACAGGGACGUGAAGGCGGGAAACAUUCUGCUGACGGAGCCCGGUCAGGUCAAACUGGGCGACUUCGGUUCGGCCUCCAUCGUGGCUCCGGCCAACUCGUUCGUGGGGACGCCCUACUGGAUGGCUCCAGAGGUGAUCUUGGCCAUGGACGAGGGUCAGUACGACGGGAAAGUGGACGUCUGGUCUCUGGGAAUCACCUGCAUCGAGCUGGCCGAGAGGAAGCCGCCACUGUUCAAUAUGAAUGCAAUGAGUGCCUUAUACCACAUCGCUCAGAAUGAAAGUCCCAUCCUGCAGUCCAACCACUGGUCUGAUUCGUUCCGUAACUUCGUGGACUCCUGCCUACAGAAGAUUCCCCAGGACCGGCCUACCUCGGACGUGCUGCUGAACCAUCGCUUCUUGUGCCGCGAGCGUCCGCUGACCGUCAUCAUGGACCUGAUCGCUCGGACCAAGGACGCCGUGAGGGAGCUGGACAACCUGCAGUACCGCAAGAUGAAGAAGAUCCUGUUCCAGGAGACGCAGCAGAACGGGCCGGUGUCGGAGGCCGGGGAGGACGAGGAGGAGGUGGAGCAGUACCUGCUGCAGACCGGCACUGUUAACAGCAUGGAGAGCUCCCAGUCCGUUCCCAGUAUGUCCAUUUCAGCCAGUUCUCAGAGCAGCUCGGUCAACAGUCUGGCCGACGCCUCCGACGACAGCAGCAGCGAGAUGGCCAUGAUGCAGGAGGGCGAGCACACCGUCACCUCCAACAGCUCCAUCAUCCACCGGCCCACGGGUCAGGACAACAUCUACGAUGACCCCUACCAGCCAGAGAUGGAUCAGCCUCAGGCUCCUUCAGCCGGACGACGUCGAGCUUAUUAUCGAAACCGCGACCACUUCGCCACCAUCCGCACCGCGUCUUUGGUGACCCGUCAGAUCCAGGAGCACGAGCAGGGGUCGGCGCUGAGAGAGCAGAUGUCCGGCUAUAAGCGAAUGAGGCGGCAGCACCAGAAGCAGCUGAUGGGUUUGGAGAACAAGCUGAAGGCGGAGAUGGACGAACAUCAGCUGAAGCUGGACAAGGAGCUGGAGAACCAGAGGAACAGCUUCUCUACGGAGGCUGACAAGCUGGCCAAGAAACACCAGGCCAUCCUGGAGAAGGAGACGAAAGCAGCUCUGGCAGAAGAGAAGAAGUUCCAGCAGCACAUACUGGGCCAACAGAAGAAGGAACUGACCAGUUUACUGGAGUCACAGAAGCGCCAGUAUCGCCAGCGCAAAGAGCAGCUCAAAGAGGAGCUGAGCGAGAACCAGUCGACUCCAAAGCGUGAGAAGCAGGAGUGGUUGAUCCGCCAGAAGGAGUGUCUGCAGCAGAUGCAGGCCGAGGAGGAGGCCAGUCUGCUGCGGAGGCAGAGGCAGUACUACGAGCUGCAGUGUCGCCAGUACAAGAGGAAGAUGCUGCUGGCGCGACACAACCUGGAGCAGGACCUGCUCAGAGAGGACCUGAACAAGAAGCAGACCCAGAAGGACCUGGAAUGUGCCAUGUUGCUGCGACACCACGAGUCCACGCAGGAGCUGGAGUUCAGGCAGCUGGGCUCGGUGCAGAGAACCAGAGCCGACCUGAUCCGAACGCAGCACCAGACCGAACUGACCAACCAGAUGGAGUACAACAAGAGGCGUGAGCAGGAGCUUCGACAGAAACACGCCAUGGAGGUCCGGCAGCAGCCCAAGAGCCUCAAGUCCAAAGAGCUGCAGAUUAAACGCCAGUUCCAGGAGACCUGUAAGAUCCAGACCCGCCAGUACAAAGCGCUGAGGAACCACCUGCUGGAGAGCACUCCAAAAUCCGACCACAAGGCCGUCCUCAAACGCCUCAAAGAGGAGCAAACACGUAAGCUGGCCAUCCUGGCCGAGCAGUACGACCACUCCAUCAACGACAUGCUGUCCACACAGGCUGUGAGUAAGCUUCGGCUGGAUGAGACUCAGGAGGCCGAGUACCAGGUUCUGAGGAUGCAGCUGCAGCAGGAGCUGGAGCUGCUCAACGCCUACCAGAGCAAGAUCAAGAUCCACACCGACACCCAGCACGAGCGGGAGGUGAAGGACCUGGAGCAGCGGGUGUCGAUCCGCCGGGCGCUGCUGGAGCAGAGGAUUGAGGAGGAGAUGCUCUCCCUGCAGAACGAACGCUCGGAACGAAUCCGGACUUUGCUGGAGCGUCAGGCUCACGAGAUCGAGGCGUUUGACUCGGAGAGCAUGCGUCUGGGCUUCAGCAACAUGGCGCUGUCCGGCAUCCCGGCCGAGGCCUUCAACCAGGGCUAUCCGACCCCCAGCCCGUCCUCGGGCUCCAGCGGCUGGCCGUCGAGACCCGUCCCGCGAUCCGGCAGCCACUGGAGCCACAGUGUACAGAACUCGGUGGCGACUCCGUCCUGGCGCAGUCAGAACCACGGUGGCGGCGGCUUCAGCCGGGCCGAGUCCAUCGCCUCCUCCCACGGCCUCGGCAGGGACAGUGAGCUGAUUAAGACCGGCAGGGUUCACUCUUCCUCGUCCUCCUCGUCCUCCUCGUCCUCCCACCACCAGCAGCACUACCUCCCCCAGCACUACCAGCACCACCAGAGCACUCCGCAGCUCUACCGCGACUCCCACGACUCCAGGGAGCGCGAGCGGGCCCGAGAGUGGGUGGGCGGAGGAGGCCACUACUCCCAUCACUCCCAGGGCCACCACCAUCACCUCUCCUCCCACGCCUCCUCCCAGUCCCUGGCUCUGCUGCCUCCCCCGCCGCCGCCUCCCCCCAUCUCCCUCUCCUCUUCCUCCCCUCCCUCCUCCGCCUCCUCGUCGUCGUCAUCACAGGGAGGCUACGGCGGCGGCGGCCUGAGUGUCCGGGGUCCCAGCCUGAUGGCGCUCAGGAACAGCCCCCAGCCGCUGAGGAGGACGGCGUCCGGCGGUCCGGGCGGCGGCAGCGACGGCGGUUUGAGCCGGAGCACAUCGGUCACCUCCCACAUCUCCAACGGAUCCCACCUCUCCUACUCCUGAAGGCCUCCUUCACUGAGGAAACUACAGGGCUACGAGCUGAUUCCAAUACAGGAGCAGUUCAGAGAGGGAGGGAAGGAGGGAGCGGUUAGUUUUUACUUUUUAGAUUUUAAAACGUGAAUAAUUUCAUUCUUUGAAAAACACACACAAAUACCCUUAUUUUAAGCGUAUGUUUUAAGAUCUCCUUGCUGGAAGUGUGCAGGGAUGUUCAGCUGCAGGAAAAGAAAGAGAGGACGCCUUCAGGGCUGCAGCGGUGUAUGGCAAGUCAGCUUCACAUUUAAUAGCUGCAAAUGUCUAAUUCAGUUCGUCAAAGAGAUCAUCUGCAGCUAAAGUAUGACGAAUUGUAAUUAUCUGUCUCGUCAUAAUCUGCUUCACAAUUUUAAACAUCCUGAAUAAACUUAAUUUAGAUAUCCUAAAUGAGGUUUUUAGAUAUCUUACAUUAAGGUUGAACUAAUUGAAGGGAGGUGUUUUAAAUUUGUUAACAACCAGCCGGAGUGAUGCUGAUUUGAGGGACUGCAUUGUGCGAUAACUGGUUUCUGUCAUUUUGACUGUUCAAAACUGAGUCACGGAUAUUUUCAGAUGUCGUUUUGAAUAGUCAGAAUGAUGCUACAGAUAUCUGGAAUCAGCCUCUGACUAAUCACAGUCCAGUAUCUAAAGUAACGCUGCAGAUGUGGGUCAUUUUAAAACUUAGCGCCUGGCGAGGGAUGUCGAGAGUGCAAUGCAAGUUUCUGAUGAGUGGUGUGAUUAUUUUGUCUCUGGCUGUAGUUUCACUGGUCAGAAUGACAUUGUUAAUGUCUGUAUUUUAAAGAUAGUCACACUUAGCUAACAGCUCGCAAUGACGUUAAACCAUCUGUUGAGGGAUGUCAGUGCUGUUGCGUUUUCAGCCAAAACCGAACUACAAGCAUCUCCGUAUUGUUUCGGCCGGUCAGGCUGAUGUUGUCAUUUUAGCUCCGACAUCAACUUCAGCUAUUAAAUGUCAAAGCGGCUUGCCAUAGCAGGAGUGUUUUAAAACCCUGAGUUGCACAGGAGCAGAGAUAUAAUCAGAAAAAAAUAAGACGUGAAAAUGAGCCAUGUGUUGCGAAGUGAACAAGUCGAACCAUCCGGGGGGAAAAAAACAAAAAAACAAAAACUUGUUUGCUUUGUAGCCUCCAUUGCACAGUGUUGAGGGUUUAGACGGACUCGCCUGUCGGAUCAGGUGUUCAGAGUCGCAGCAGGUUUCUUUUUUCUUUUGUUUUGUAUCGAACUGAGCGACAGUUGUGGAGCUUCCACUUGGCUAGCGGUGCUUUAAAAACCACUGUAACUAUGUAAAUAACGCUAAAAUUGUAAACCCGGUUUUUGAUUUCUGAGUGUUUCAUAGCUGGGGGGGGAGGGGAGGGGGAGGAGUCGACCAAGGGAAGAUUUCUUGAAAACACAAUUCUUUUACUCGUAGUGAUAAGAUUCUGUAUAUGACAAUAAAAAAAAAACAACACACACACUGCCAUCUUUCUGUUGGGCUGCAGAGAAACUCUACCACUGCCCUCUGAUCUUCUUAAAGGAACCGUUGGAAACUUUGGGAGCGUUUACAGUCAGAAUUAGAUUCAAUCGACGAGUUCACGACAGAAGUAGCUCCGAGUUUUAUUUAGCUUAGCGCUGAUGCUAAAAGCAGCUUCCAACAGCUUCACAUGGACGAGAUCUGUGUGCGGAGACAAACUGUGAGUGGGAAGGCAGCAGCAGCAGCCCACCAAACAUGACAUUUAUAUACAACUAGAAGAACGCUGCUUGUUCUUAGACUUCAGCUUCAUUUGAACUCUUUCAGUUUUUGCUCACUGGUUGUGUUUACUACAGUAUCACACUUUCACAAUUAAUAACAGCUUUUACAAGUUAAGGCACCAAAAACAUCACAGUUGAGGUUCAAAUACUUUCAAUACCUGAUUGAAGCCUUUGUGAUGGAAAAACUAUUAAAUUAAUGGAAAAGAUGUGUUGACUAGAAACAUGUUUGUGAUCCUUCACAAACAAACAUAAUCCAUUAGAAAAUACACGAAACUAAAAGAGAAAACUCUGCUGGUACAUCCCAUAAUAUUGAUG
Messenger RNA from Stegastes partitus (bicolor damselfish), 5970 nucleotides. Its product is annotated as serine/threonine-protein kinase TAO2-like. Gene Ontology annotation, biological process: protein phosphorylation. Gene Ontology annotation, molecular function: ATP binding; protein serine/threonine kinase activity. NCBI's taxonomy places the organism in Eukaryota, Metazoa, Chordata, Actinopteri, Pomacentridae. Gene Ontology annotation, cellular component: cytoplasm. The transcript is spliced from 20 exons. The record is from RefSeq and is a predicted model, not a curated record. The coding region runs from base 475 to 3909 and encodes 1144 amino acids.